AUGGCACCAGUAACUAAGAAAACAAACGGAAAACGUUCCGCUAGAGGAGUCAGUCAAUCAGAUAAAAAAUCGACCAAAAAGCCUAGAAUUUCUAUCGAUUCCUCCGAUGAAGAAUUGGAACUAGCCAAAAACGAAGAUGCUGAACUAUCUUCAUCAGAUGAAGAUGACCUAGAUGAUCUGGACAAGGGUAAACCAGAAGGAGAGAAAAAGGAGGAAGACAAAGAGGCCGAUGACCUAGAUAUCUCCGAUGAUGAUGAAGAUGAAGAUGAAGAAAAGGAAGGGAAAAGUAAAAGUGAAGGAGGUGAAGGUGGUAACCAUACUGAACAAAGAAAACUGCUAAAGGAAAGAAAAAUGCAAAGAAGAUCUGGUACUCAAGUGCAACAAAUUAAAUCUGUCUGGGAAAGAUUGCGUGUGAAAACUCCACCUUUACCAAAGCAAAUUCGUGAGAAAUUGUCCAACGAAAUCUGGGAAUUAUCCAAGGACUGUAUCAGUGAUCUUGUCCUAAAGCAUGAUGCUUCUCGUAUUGUUCAAACCUUAGUCAAAUAUUCUUCCAAAGAACGUCGUGAGCAAAUCGUUGAUUCUCUAAAGGGUAAGUUCUAUGUUCUAGCCACAUCUGCAUACGGUAAAUACUUAUUGGUCAAAUUACUACAUUACGGUUCCAGAACCUCAAGACAAGCCAUCAUAAACGAGUUGCAUGGUUCACUAAGAAAAUUAAUGAGACAUCGUGAAGGUGCCUAUGUUGUGGAAGAUUUAUUCGUUCUUUAUGCCACACACGAACAGAAACAACAAAUGAUCAAAGAGUUCUGGGGCUCUGAAUAUGCUGUUUUCAGAGAAACUCACAAAGACUUGACCAUUCAGAAAGUUUGUGAAAGUAGUGUUGAAAAGAGAAAUAUCAUUGCUAGAAACUUGAUAGGUACUAUUACCGCUUCAGUUGACAAAGGUUCUACUGGUUUCCAAAUUCUACAUGCCGCUAUGAGAGAAUACGUGAAAAUCGCUAACGAAAAAGAAAUUUCUGAAAUGAUUGAACUACUUCAUGAACAGUUUGCUGAAUUGGUCCAUACCCCAGAAGGUUCUGAUGUUGCCUGUACUUUGAUGGCUAAAGCUAAUGCCAAGGAAAGAAAAUUGAUUUUAAAGACUUUGAAAAACCAUGGUGAAAAACUGAUUAAAAACGAACAUGGUAAUAUUGUUUUCAUUACAAUUUUAAAUUGUGUCGACGAUACUGUUUUAGUAUUCAAGAGCUUCAGUCCUACUGUUAAGGAUCACUUACAGGAAUUCAUAAUCGACAAAUUCGGUAGAAGACCAUGGUUGUACAUACUGUUAGGUUUGGACGGUAAAUAUUUCUCCCCUAUUGUUAAGAAUGAAUUAUUAAGAUACAUUGAAUUAUCCGAAGCCACUUCUAAGAAAGAUCCUUUACAAAGAAGACACGAACUUUUAUCCAAGUUCGCCCCCAUGUUUUUGAGUACCAUAUCAAAGAACUAUGCUGAGAUUUUAACAGAGAACCUGGGCUGUCAAUUUGUUGCAGAAGUUUUGAUUAACGAUGAGUUAUACGCACAAUUGAAUGAAAAGGACCAACAAAAAUACCAAACUGUUUUAGACAACAUCUUAACUACCUUUAAGGGUGACAUAACUGAAGAAACACACCCAAUACAUAGAGCUUUCUCUACUAGAUUAUUGAAGGCUUUAAUUCAAGGCGGUAAAUGGAAUAACAAGGAAAGAAAGGUUGAACCUUUGAAGAAUGUUCAAGGCUUAGGUGUUCCAUUCGCCUACAAAUUAUAUGAUGAAAUCAUCGAUUCCUCCAACUUGUUGGAAUGGAUUAACAACGCUGAUAGCUCAUUUACAAUUGUUGCCCUAUACGAAACUUUGAAAGAUCAAAAGGAAGGAAAACAAUUUUUGAAGGACUUGAAAGAGGUUCAAAGUAAAAUAACCUCUGAUGAAAACAACAAAGGCUCUCAUCUUUUGGUUAAACUUUUGAAAUAG
Messenger RNA from Saccharomyces eubayanus, 1977 nucleotides. RefSeq names its product Puf6p (gene PUF6). The record is from RefSeq and is a predicted model, not a curated record. Gene Ontology annotation, molecular function: mRNA binding. The transcript has a single exon. NCBI's taxonomy places the organism in Eukaryota, Fungi, Ascomycota, Saccharomycetes, Saccharomycetales, Saccharomycetaceae. The coding region runs from base 1 to 1977 and encodes 658 amino acids. Gene Ontology annotation, biological process: regulation of translation. Gene Ontology annotation, cellular component: nucleolus.